CCCGGUGUCGUUCCACAGCGGGGGACUCGACGGCUCUCUCUCCCUCUCUGAUCAGUGGACGAGAGGGGGGGAGACGAGCGACACACAACGGAGAACCCGGCGUGCGCCUCCGUCAUCAUCUCGUUGGCUCAUCCUUUUCAUCACACCGCCGGUCCUGGAUCCCCCGAACCACGGUCCCGGAGACGCCUGAGUCUGCAGCAGCGGCCACGAUCUCCUUUAUUUUCAAGCCUACAUCUGAAUGACGGGCGGACGGUUUGAUUUCGACGACGGCGGCACUUACUGCGGGGGGUGGGAGGAUGGCAAAGCCCACGGACACGGCAUCUGCACCGGACCCAAGGGCCAGGGCGAGUACGCCGGGUCCUGGUCGCACGGCUUUGAGAUAGUCGGGGUGUACACGUGGCCCAGCGGGAACACCUACCGGGGCUACUGGUCCCAGGGUAAGCGGCACGGGCUCGGCGUGGAGAAUAAAGGGAAGUGGAUGUACCGCGGAGAGUGGAGUCACGGUUUCAAGGGUCGUUACGGUAUCCGGCAAAGCCACAACACGCCCGCCAGAUACGACGGCACCUGGAGCAACGGGCUGCAGGACGGAUACGGGAUCGAAACCUACGGCGAUGGCGGUACCUAUCAGGGCCAGUGGAUGGGUGGGAUGCGACAUGGCUACGGCGUGCGGCAGAGCGUUCCCUACGGCAUGGCCACGGUCAUCCGCUCCCCUCUCCGCACGUCUCUGGCCUCCCUGCGCUCCGAGCAGAGCAACGGCGCAGUGCUCCCGGACCUCUCCUCCCCCGCAGACACGCCGACGGGCAGUCGCGGCGGCUUCGUCCUCAACUUCCACUCGGACAGCGAGGUCGUCACCGGCAAGAAGAAGGGCCUGUUCCGCCGAGGCUCGCUUUUCGGCAGCCUCCGGCAGUUGCGCAAGUCUGACUCUCGGACCUCAAUCUCCAGCAAGCGCAGCUCGGCGCGCAGCGACGCCGCCAUGAGCCGCAUCAGCUCCAGCGAUGCCAACUCCACCAUAUCCAUCGGCGACGGCGAGCUGCCGGAUGAGGACCUGCCCCUGGAGGACCACGUGGAUGCCACCACCACUGAGACCUACAUGGGCGAAUGGAAGAACGACAAGCGCAACGGAUUUGGCGUUUCGGAGAGAUCCAAUGGGAUGAAGUACGAGGGCGAGUGGCUUAACAACAAGCGCCACGGUUACGGCUGCACCGUUUUCCCAGACGGCACCAAAGAAGAAGGGAAGUACAAAAAUAAUGUGCUGGUGCGUGGAAUAAGGAAGCAGUUGAUUCCUCUUAAGAACCCCAAAACCAAAGAGAAGGUGGACCGGGCUGUGGAGGCGGCGCAGAGGGCUGCAGCCAUCGCCAGAAGUAAAGUGGAAAUAGCAGCUUCCAGAACCGCCCAUGCCAGGACAAAGAGCGAGGCCGCGGACCAGGCCGCCGUCUCUGCCGUGCACGACUCGGAAAUCGCCAGGGCGGUUGCUAGGGAGCUGGCCCCUAACUUCUACCAACCAGGACUUGACUACUUAAAACAACCAGUGAAGGAGCCCGUGGAGAUUAAAGAGGUCCCUGUUGAAAAGAAGGACACCUCCCAUAAAGAUUCUCCCCACUUCUACCGCAAAGGUACCACUCCUCCCCACUCAACUGUUACCAGUCCUGUGGCCACGCCUCCCCCCUCGCCUCACUCCGGCAAGAAGAAAGGUCAGCUCGCCAACAGCACCAGCCGCAAAACCAGCAGAGAGGAAAAGCCGUCCUGCAAGACCAGCAAGGAAGAGAAGUCAAGUCAUAAGACCAGCAAGGACGAGCGCCCUAGUCGAAAGCUGAGUAAAGAGGAGAGGCCGUCCGUCGCCGAUGGCCCUAAAGGUUCUCAUGUGCACAUCGAGGCUUCAAAUGAACCCACCAACAUUCAGCAGCCGACCCCGGCGUCUUCUCCAAAUCCUCCGACGUUGCCGGUCAACGGCCAGCUCCACAGCGAGUACCACAGUUACUACGUGAAGACCCCUACGAGGGGCCCACCGCCGCCGGAGCCCGAGGAGGAUAUAGAAGAAGAGCCUAGUAUCCUGGACCUAGCACGUAUGCCCCCACAGCCCACCAGGUCCUAUAGUGUCCCCCCUCCGAAGCCAGCUUCCCUACGGGAGAACAAGAGCGACCCAAGACUCAGGAAGCAGGAUUCCCUAAAGCCAAAGAGCCUCGCAGACGCGAAGAAAGCCAGUAUGGAGAUUGCAGAAAACGUGGAGGAAACAGGUCCUAACUCGGUUCUCGUCGCUAUGGUAAUGCUGCUGAAUAUUGGCCUUGCAAUUAUAUUUGUCCAUUUUCUGACAUGAUGACACUGUUUUAUGUGAAACCAUGGCAACCGGUACAGUUGCAUCGCCGGCCUUGAGGAAAGAAAAUGGCACCAGUGAGAUACGGGGGUGGCCGUAGGUGUUUAAGAAUCAGCGCGACACCCAAGAGAACCAGGAGGAAGGCUUCACUACCGCCGACCCGUCGUGGGCCCUCUCCGUUAAGGGCCAGCUCUGUGAAUUAGGACUCCUUUGGCUUCUCUGAAAGCUGAGCUGAAAGGUUGUGUAUCGUGAGAUUUGAAAAAAAUAUAUAUAUAUGUAUAAAAAAAGUUUAAAAAUGCAACCAAACAUACACGGUCCGAAAAAAGAAAAAAAAAGAAGUAAUUGAAACCCGCUCGUGUGCCGAUCCCAAGCGGCUGGUCUCUGUGGGCCACCGCCUUGGCAGAGGGAGCGCUGGGCAGACGGAGUUUGCCGGAAGAGUGUGGAGAUGCACUUUUAGAUGACGGGAGCAAACAGCUGCCUUUCUAUUUUGCCAUCUGACGUUUUGAUGGUGAGAUGUGAACCCGGCAGGGAGGGUGGGGUGGGAUGGGGGGGCGGAAACUGGGCACGGCCGUGUCCAACAGUCAGUGCUAGCACGGCCACUAGCCAGUCUUACGCUGUUCAUCCAUUCGUCAUCAUAUUUUUUCUCGAGUAACCCAGGAUGCACUGCUUUGGAACCCUCCCCGUGCAUGGUACAAUUUAAAAAUGUUGUUUUCUGUUUUUUGUUUGUUUUCUGUUUUAUUGUUUUGUUUUGUUUGUUGAUGUUCUCUGAAUGUUGGUUACUUGCAGUCUUGUAGUUCGAAAUGGAAAUUUCUUCUCCUCUCAAAAUGAGUGAAUAAAUUUGUUUUCCCCUUUUAUUUUAACAUUUGACUAAUUUCUCACAAUUAAGUUGUAAUUUGACACAUUCGUGUUACUGAACGUGCAAUGUGUUUUGUAUUGGUUUUUCCAAAUAAAGCUUAUAGCAUAUUUUGCCAAAAAUGGGGUGGGGUGAGCGCCAUUACAACAAUCCUAUGUUGAAUUCAUUUUGACGGACUCUCAAAACUAGAAUAGAGCGGUUUUGUGCCGGAGGGUGAUACUUAUCAGCCAGCAUUGUGUUUAUGUGUGAUUCACACUUUUAAAAGCUAUCUAGCUCUUUAAGAGUGAAGUAACAAAUGUCUUAUGUUAUUUAUUAAAUUAGGAGGAGAAUGACCCCCUUCUGCUCAAAUUCCUUCUUUCUAAUCCUUUGCUUUCAAUGUUGUCAUCAUACCACUAAAAUGCAAAGAAGGCAGUUCACGCGACGGCUUCCCCCAGGCCCAGCAGGGCGCGCGUUCUCGUGAGACUGGAUCGAGACUGUUGUGGACAGUGGAGGUUGAAUCUAUUCAGGUUUGAGGCCAUGGGAAAAUGUGGCAGCAGGGAGAAUGACAGAUGCCUUUAUAAGUCUUUAACAGUACUACUGUUUACCUCAGAAAAAGAUGAGGAGGGGAGGGGGGGGUAGGGAGAUGCCAUCCUUGUCUUAACUGUGUCUUGUGGGAAGGAUUCUUUCACUGUUGUCGUCACCUGAGUCAUGCUUUUAACUUGCCUCAUCGCAAUUGUUUGUAGUCUUUGUUGCAAGAUAUGGCAUGAGUUUCUUUUGAUUUUAAAAGUGGUUAUUUAUAUGGUUGACAUAUACAGUAUUGUCAUGAAUACCCAGGUUGAUUAUUUAUCCAACUGAAGUGAUUGUGAGCAUUGGUCAUCAUAAAAAGGGCUUUAAUAUGUCUGUGUUUUUGCUGCCACUCCGUUUUGAGGUUUAACUCGACCGUCCGUGCAAUGAGCAGCACAUUGCGUCUGUUAGAUGUUGGCAAACCGCCCACAUAACUAUCAGAAUAUAUUCAUUCAAUUGUGGAAUAAACAACAAAAGCAGACCAAGACACUAUAUUAUUUUUAAAAAAAUAUGUUAGAUUAUAAAUGUGUUGUAUUAAAUAACAAUACCCCACCCCCCUUGUCUUUGCUAAAUCCUCCUUUCUUGUUUUAUCUGUCUUUACAAGAGCACGGUGGGGACUGGAGUUUUCCGAGGGUUUAACAGAACAGCCUGUCUAUAGGCUACAUUUCUGAAAUGCAACAUUGCAUGUUGGAGUCAUUUAUAUAUAGAUUAUUAUAUACUAUUUGUAAGGAUUUUUACAGAGCACAAUCCAGAAUCUGGUAUGAGUUGGUAUUUUUCUAACAAUUUGCACACCUGUAUUUUGACAAUGAAUAUAACUUGUUUGUAAUUGGUAAUGUAAUGCACAUAUGGAAAAUGUUUGACAGUGGAAAAAAAAACCUUAUUUCUAAUUGGUUGUACUGUAUGUACCAUUUGGGGAUGUAAAAGGCAGAUGUACUUGUUUGAGCAUUUUAAGAUAUAUUGAGGAACUGCGCGAGACUUUUGAUAUCUCAAGGUUCAAGUUACCCCACUGAUUUGUGCAAAGUCUUUGGAGAUCAAUUUACGUGUAUAACAAUAAAGAUGUUAUGCCUUACUAAACCAAA
Molecule: messenger RNA, 4786 nt
Organism: Gasterosteus aculeatus aculeatus (three-spined stickleback)
Lineage: Eukaryota; Metazoa; Chordata; Actinopteri; Perciformes; Gasterosteidae
Gene: jph1a
Product: junctophilin 1a
Cellular component (GO): junctional membrane complex; plasma membrane; endoplasmic reticulum membrane
Source: RefSeq, a predicted model, not a curated record